AUGGUAGGGAUGUUGAAAGAGAAUCUAACCAAGAGUCGUAGCUACUCGGAGGAGGAACUCGCUAAAGAGAUUGCGUUCGUAACAAUAGGUCCGUUGGAGGAGAAUCUAGCCAAGAGUUGCAGUGUAUUGGAGGAGGAGCUACUAUUGGAUAGUUACAGCGAACAACGAUGGCAA
Molecule: messenger RNA, 174 nt
Organism: Dovyalis caffra
Lineage: Eukaryota; Viridiplantae; Streptophyta; Magnoliopsida; Malpighiales; Salicaceae
Source: the annotation of a GenBank genome assembly